UCUCCAUUUUUCUAAUAUUCAGCACCCCAAUUGCUGCUCCCCUGGUGAAGGGCGCGCACGUCCGUGCGUGUUCCCCCAUCGUCAUUGACGCAAUGCCUAUGGCCAUGCCCUUUCACCUUCCACUCCUCCUCUCCUGCCUUUCUAUUUUUCAUUCUCAUGCAUACGCAUAUGCAUCGCCCGACUCCCAAGCCCUUGUCAAAUUCAAAUCCUCCCUACUCAAUGCCAACGCUCUCCAAAGCUGGGACAACAAUCACUACCCUCCGUGCACUGGCUGGGUCGGCGUCCUUUGCAACAAGGGCGCCGUUUGGGGUCUCAAGCUCGAGAACAUGGGACUCUCCGGCACCAUCGACGUCGACUCUUUGAAAACCCUGCCCGAUUUCACCACCAUCAGCGUCAUGAACAACAGUUUCAGCGGCCCCAUUCCGCAGUUGAACAAACUCCCUGAAUUGAGAUCCGCUUAUUUAUCCAACAAUAAAUUCUCUGGAGAAAUUCCUCCCGAUACCUUUGAUGAUUUGAAUCAGAUGAAGAAGUUGCAUCUCUCACAAAAUCAGUUUACGGGUGCAAUUCCUGCUUCGUUGGCCACCUUGCCCAAACUUACAGAGCUUAAACUUGACCGUAACCACUUUUCCGGUAAUAUACCAGACUUUAAAAACCACCUGCAAACGCUGGAUCUCUCAAGUAAUCAACUGGAGGGUCCUAUACCAGCAAGCAUUAGUAAGAUUGACAAAAAGAUGUUUGAAGGCAAUAAGGGUGUUUGCGGAGGACCACUAAACGCGUGUGAGUCCGCCCCUGCUGCUUCCAACGAUGGGUCCAGCACCAGCACCAGCACCAGCUCAGGCUCCAGCACCAGCUCGAAGAAUCCCCCAAUUUGGUUAACUGUGAUCGUCGCUGGGGUGUUGAUAGUAGUGGGCAUAUUUGCAAUGAUCAUGAUGAAACGAUCCAGAGAGCAGCCAUCACCAGUAGAGGCUCCACCAGCAAACGAGCGAGCAAAAGGGUACAACAAGGAAGUAGGCCCCAGAGGCGACUCAAGGAAUGGAAAGAAGGCCCCAGAGGCGACUGUUAAACUUACUUUCGUGAGGGAUGAUAGAGACAAGUUUGAUUUGCCUGACUUGCUAAAAGCGUCGGCUGAGGUAUUGGGAAGUGGAUCGUUCGGGUCAUCAUUUAAGGCUGCUCUAUCCGUUGGACCGGUGGUGGUGGUGAAGAGGUAUAAACUGAUGAAUAAUGCUGGGAAAGAAGAGUUCCUUGAGCAUAUGAGGAGGAUAGGGAGACUCAUGCAUGUAAACUUGCUUCCUCUCGUCGCCUAUUACUAUAGGAAGGAGGAGAAACUCCUUGUCUCCGAUUUCGUUAAAAACAGGAGCUUGGCGCUUCAUCUCCAUGGUCAAACAUCCUUAGGGCAGCCGGCGUUGGAUUGGACAACUCGAUUGAAGAUUGUGAAAGGAGUAGCCAAGGGCCUGGCAUACCUGCACAAGGAGUUACCUAGUUUGGUUGUACCCCAUGGUCACCUCAAAUCUUCAAAUGUUCUCCUCAACGAAUCCUUCGACCCUCUCCUCACAGAUUACGGUCUGAUCCCCAUAGUCAACCAAGAAAGUGCCAAGAAAUUGAUGGUGGCUUAUAAGUCGCCCGAAUAUGUACAACAAGGGAAAAUUUCAAGAAAGAGCGACGUAUGGGCCUUGGGAAUAUUGAUCCUAGAGAUAUUAACGGGAGUUUUCCCUGCAAACUUGAAGGGUGACGAACAAGAGGAUAUGGCGAAUUGGGUGAAGACCGUAGUUGGUAAUCAAGAAACGGAGGUGUUCGACGAACAGAUGGGAACAAUAGAAGACAGAGAUGCGGAAUUGAUGCAAGAGCUGUUGAAGAUAGGAUUGAGUUGCUGCCAAGAAGAUGUGGGCAAGAGAUUAGAUUUCAAAGAUGCUGUUGCCAGAAUUGAACAACUAAAGCCCAAGAAUGGCACUUAAUUCCCCACCACCAUCGCAACAAGUGGUCUCUUUUAGUUCGUUCAACACUUGAGCAAUCUAAUCUCUUUAUGUUUGGUUUCCCUAUUUUCUGGGGACUUUACCUUCAUGGCCACAUCGUUACAAAUAUUGAGAUUCGGUGUUCAAAGCAUUUUAGUUUUGUUUUCCCGAUCACUGGAUUUCAUUAGGACUAAUACUACAUA
Hibiscus syriacus is the source of this 2152-nucleotide messenger RNA. RefSeq names its product pollen receptor-like kinase 1. Gene Ontology annotation, molecular function: protein kinase activity; ATP binding; protein binding. The record is from RefSeq and is a predicted model, not a curated record. Gene Ontology annotation, biological process: protein phosphorylation. Lineage: Eukaryota; Viridiplantae; Streptophyta; Magnoliopsida; Malvales; Malvaceae. The coding region runs from base 93 to 1952 and encodes 619 amino acids. The transcript is spliced from 3 exons.